This is a messenger RNA of Anguilla anguilla (European eel), 4179 nucleotides long. RefSeq names its product NACHT, LRR and PYD domains-containing protein 3-like. The transcript has 17 exons. Lineage: Eukaryota; Metazoa; Chordata; Actinopteri; Anguilliformes; Anguillidae. The record is from RefSeq and is a predicted model, not a curated record. Gene Ontology annotation, molecular function: protein binding. The coding region runs from base 382 to 4179 and encodes 1265 amino acids.
ACUGUACUGCAUGAAAAUCCCAGGAGGGCAGCUGUUUCUGUGAUGCUGGAACCACCACAUCUGGCACCAUCCAUCUGGCACAGUCAAAGUCGCUUAGAUCACACAUCUUGCCCAUUCUAAUAGGGUCCAGGUAGAAAGAGCAGGAUCACCUGUACCCAGCUGUCUGUCUAUGAAGAGUGAAAAAUCAAUGGAUCGUCCAAACAAGUUCAGAGGAGAUUUCACAGGUGAUCAAAGGGUCCAGGUAGAAAGAGCAGGAUCACCUGUACCCAGCUGUCUGUCUAUGAAGAGUGAAAAAUCAAUGGAUCGUCCAAACAAGUUCAGAGGAGAUUUCACAGGGUCCAGGUAGAAAGAGCAGGAUCACCUGUACCCAGCUGUCUGUCUAUGAAGAGUGAAAAAUCAAUGGAUCGUCCAAACAAGUUCAGAGGAGAUUUCACAGGUGAUCAAAGGGUCCAGGUAGAAAGAGCAGGAUCACCUGUACCCAGCUGUCUGUCUAUGAAGAGUGAAAAAUCAAUGGAUCGUCCAAUCAAGUUCAGAGGAGAUUUCACAGGUGAUCAAAGGGUCCAGGUAGAAAGAGCAGGAUCACCUGUACCCAGCUGUCUGUCUAUGAAGAGUGAAAAAUCAAUGGAUCGUCCAAACAAGUUCAGAGGAGAUUUCACAGGUGAUCAAAGGGUCCAGGUAGAAAGAGCAGGAUCACCUGUACCCAGCUGUCUGUCUAUGAAGAGUGAAAAAUCAAUGGAUCGUCCAAACAAGUUCAGAGGAGAUUUCACAGGUGAUCAAAGGAUCCAGCAGUCACUGAAGUCCAGCUCUUUCGAAGAGAAGAGUUCAGAUAAAUUAUCUUAUAAGAUCUCAAAAAAGCCACCCCUCCAGGAGUGGAAUUCCCCCAGAAGACGGCAGUCUCUCCUGCACAAUCUGAAGAAACUGAAGAAGAAGGAGUUGAAACAGUUUCAGAGCCAUCUGAGUCAGGAUUGCCCGGAAUGCCUGAAAAUUCUGUCUGAAGAUCCUUCUAUACUGGAUAAGUUUAUGAAGAUCAAUAAAUUAUUUGAGAGUCAUCAAAUUGCUGAUUACCCAGGAUGCAUUGAGAGAGAACAGGAAGAUUCUGAGGCUGUGUACACAGUUGAGAAGAUGCUGGAUACCUGUGGCAGUAAGAGGUCUCUGAAGAUCACACUCCACAUCCUGAGGAACAUGAAGCGGAAGGAUCUCACCGACUCACUGGAGAGAGAUGAGCUCAGUAAGACCCAGCAGGCACUGAAAACUCAUCUGAAGAGGAAGUUUGAAUGCAUAUUUGAAGGUUUAGCAAAACAGGACCACCCAACCCUCCUCAAUGAGAUCUAUACAGAGCUCUACAUCACAGAGGGGGGAGGUGGGGGGGUCAAUAAUGAACACGAGGUCAGACAGAUUGAGACAGCAUCCAAGAGACAUACCACACAGGAGACUGCAAUCCUCUGCAAUGAUAUCUUUAAGCCUUUACCUGGACAAGAGAAACCCAGAACUGUGCUUACAAAGGGCAUCGCUGGCAUUGGGAAAACCGUCUCUGUGCAGAAGUUCAUUCUGGACUGGGCAGAAGGAAAAGCCAAUCAGGACGUUGAUUUCAUCUUCACCCUUCCUUUCCGAGAUCUGAAUUUGAAGAAGGAAAGAGCAUUCAGUCUGAUGCAACUUCUGCAGCACUACUUUCCACAGCUGAAAGAGAUCAAAAGUGUUGAAGGUGAUGAAGUCAAAGUUUUAUUUAUCUUUGAUGGUCUGGAUGAGUGUCGACUUCCUCUAAAUUUCCGAAGCAAUAAGAAGUGCUGUGAUAUAACAGAGUCAUCAUCAGUGGAUGUGCUGCUGACCAACCUCAUUAAGGGGAAUCUGCUUCCCACUGCUCUCCUCUGGAUCACCUCCCGACCAGCAGCAGCCAAUCAGAUCCCUCCUGAGUGUGUCCACCAGGUGACAGAGGUACGAGGGUUCAAUGACCCACAGAAGGAGGAGUACUUCAGGAAGAGAAUCAGAGAUCAGAACCAGGCCAACAGAAUUAUCUCACACAUAAAGUCAUCCAGGAGUCUCUACAUCAUGUGUCACAUACCAGUCUUCUGCUGCAUUUCUGCUACUGUUCUGGAGGAAAUUUUGGGUAAAACAGAGAGUGGAGAUCUUCCCAAAACACUGACUGAAAUGUACACACACUUCCUGCUCAUUCAGACGAAUGUGAAGAAUCAGAAGUAUCAUGGCACUGAUGAGACAGACCCAAAGAAGAUGUCAGCAUCAGAUACAGAAAUCAUCCUGAAACUGGGGAAGCUGGCUUUUCGACAGCUGGAAAAGGGCAAUCUGAUAUUCUAUAAAAAGGACCUGAAAGAGAGUGGCAUUGAUGUUAAUGAAGCUUCAGUGUAUUCUGGGGUGUGCACAGAGAUCUUUAAAGAGGAGUGUGGGUUGUAUCAGGAGAAGGUCUACUGCUUUGUGCAUCUGAGCAUUCAGGAGUAUCUGGCUGCCUUGUCUGUGUUUCAUUCAUGUGUAAAUGAGAACAGAAAUGUACUCAGAAUCAAAUCAAAACCUCACAGUGACAGAGUGGAGCUGUCUGAGUUACACAGGAGUGCAGUGGAUCAGGCCUUAGAGAGUAAGAAUGGACACCUGGACCUUUUCCUCCGAUUCCUUCUUGGCCUCUCUCUGGACUCCGUUGAGACUUUCUUAAGACACAAAACAAAUCUUAGAGAAAGCAGAUCAGAGAGCAUUGAAAAAACAGUCCAGUACGUUAAGGAGAGGAUCAGAGAGGAAUCUUCGACAGAGAGGACCAUCAAUCUGUUCCACUGUCUCAAUGAACUGAAUGACAACUACCUAGUGCAGGAAAUCCAGAAUUCCCUGAGAUCAGGAACACUUUCUGAUAAAAAGCUGGAACCAGACCAGUGUUCAGCUCUGGCCUUUGUGUUACUGAUGUCAGAGGAGAUCCUGGAUGAGUUUGACUUGAAGACCUACAACACAUCAGCAGCAGGUCAUCAGAGACUGCUACCAGUAAUCAGGAGCUGCAGGAAGGCCAAACUGAACAACUGUGAACUCACACAGAAGUGCUGCAAUAUUGUGGCCUCAGCUCUCCAGUCAUCAAACUCACCCCUGAGAGAUCUGGACCUCAGCUACAAUAACCUGGGAGAUUCAGGAGUGAAGCUGCUCUGUGCUGGACUGAGGAGUCCAAACUGUAAACUGCAGAGACUGGGACUGAACAUCUGUAACCUGACAGAGAAGUCCUGUGAUAUUGUGGCCUCUGCUCUCCAGUCAUCAAACUCACCCCUGAGAGAUCUGGACCUCAGCUACAAUAACCUGGGAGAUUCAGAAAUGGAGCUGCUCUGUGCUGGACUGAAGAGUCCAAACUGUAAACUACAGAGACUGGGGCUGUCAGGCUGUAGAGUCACACAGAGAGGCUGUGAUUCUCUGGCUUCAGCUCUGUGUUCAAACCCCUCACACCUGAGAGAGCUGGACCUGAGAUACAAUCACCCAGGAGACUCAGGAGUGAGAGCGCUGUCUGCUGCUAAACUGGACACACUCACACUGCUUGUGGACCAUGGAGGAGAGAACAGGACCAAACCAGGACCCAGGAAAUACGGCUGUCAGCUCACACUGGAUCCAAACACAGCGCACAGAGAGCUGUCUCUGUCUGAGGGGAACAGGAGGGUGACACACACAUGGGAGAGGGAGCAGCCAUAUCCUGAUCAUCCAGAGAGAUUUGAGUCUCUGCCCCAGGUUGUGUGCAGAGAGAGUGUGUGUGAGCGCUGUUACUGGGAGGCUGAGUUCAGUGUGUCUGAGGAGUGGGGAUGGGUUGAUAUAGCAGUGACAUAUAAAGGAAUCAGCAGGAAAGGAGGGGGUAAUGACUGUAUGUUUGGAUUCAAUAAAAACUCCUGGAGUCUGGAGUGCCUUAAACCCAGUUACUCUGAUAAACUCAGAUACUCUGUCAGGCACAAUAAUAACCGAACACGCAUACCUGCCCCCCCCUCCCCCUACCGCAGAGCAGGAGUGUGUGAUGAUGAUGAUGGUGCUGGUAGAGGAGUGUGUGUGUACAGGGUAGGAGUGUGUGUGGACCGUCCGGCCGGCACUCUGUCCUUCUACAGCGUCUCUGACUCUGACACACUGACCCUCCUGCACAGAUUCCACACACACUUCACUCAACACACACCCCUCUGUGCUGGAUUUACAGUGUGGAACUCCUCAGUGUCCCUCUGCUAA